CUCAAGUUGUCGCUGCCUCUGAAAAUGUCAUUCCAAGCACGUUGGAGAGAACUAAAAAGGCUCGGAUGGGGCUUAGAGAAUCCAACCGGUCUAUCCUCGUAUCCCAUGACGUCAAACCUGGAAAGACGAAGAAGGACGUCAAGAACGCGGAAUAUGUUGGGGUUGUAGAGCGCUGAUGCGGAAUUUGGGCCGCUACGACAAGGGUGGGCUGGUUGUUUUUAUAUAAUGGUAUUGUCACUGGUUUAUUUGGGCAUUGUAUGAGCACAAGCAGCCGUCUCUACAAUGCGGAACCCCCCAGAAGCCUAUUCUGAGGCUGCUUCCGCUCAGAACGCGCCGGGGGCUAGUGAGGUGACGUCUGCAUCGGUCGUACACGAGCCGAGCGCUGUGGCAGCCCGCAAUACCCCUCCUCCUGCUGCGGAUGUUCACGAUUCAAGUGUAGUUGCGAAAGGCACUCAGUUAGGGACUUAAUCGAAACGUGAAAUGGUUAUGGCUGUAUUA
Molecule: messenger RNA, 498 nt
Organism: Phytophthora infestans T30-4
Lineage: Eukaryota; Oomycota; Peronosporomycetes; Peronosporales; Peronosporaceae
Exons: 1
Coding region: 283-468 (61 amino acids)
Source: RefSeq, a predicted model, not a curated record